Molecule: messenger RNA, 3594 nt
Organism: Strigops habroptila (Kakapo)
Lineage: Eukaryota; Metazoa; Chordata; Aves; Psittaciformes; Psittacidae
Gene: ZBTB9
Product: zinc finger and BTB domain containing 9
Exons: 3
Coding region: 41-1606 (521 amino acids)
Biological process (GO): regulation of transcription by RNA polymerase II
Molecular function (GO): RNA polymerase II cis-regulatory region sequence-specific DNA binding; protein binding; DNA-binding transcription factor activity, RNA polymerase II-specific
Source: RefSeq, a predicted model, not a curated record
CGGUGACGUCACCCGUCGGAGGCGCCGGGGGCUGUGCCGGAUGGCGCCGGCGGGGGGCCGGGUGCAGAUCUCCUUCCCGCAGCACGCGGCUGCGCUGCUCGAGUCCCUCAACCGCCUGCGCCUGGAGGGCAAGUUCUGCGACGUCCACGUCCACGUCGGUGGCCGCGUCUUCCCGGCCCACAAGAGCGUCCUGGCUGCUGCCUCCCCCUUCUUCCAUGACAAGCUCCUGCUGCAGGAUGGGGCCCGGCUGCUGCUGCCCCCCGCCAUCGACCCCGAAGCCUUCGAGGGGCUCCUGCACCUCAUCUACUCGGGGCGCUUGACCUUGCUGCUGGAGGCGCUGCCCGGUCAUCUCCUGGUGGCCAGCGGGCUCCAGAUGUGGCACGUGGUGGAUCAGUGCUCCGAGAUCCUCCGGGAGCUGGAGGGAGGAGCGGGGUGUCGGUGGGUGACAACGGCAUCAUCAUCGGCAGCAUCGGCAGCAAGUGGUCGUGGGGGUGAAGCUUCGUCGUCGUGCGUCACCCGUGGUGGAGAUGGGGCUUCGUGUGUUGGCCGUGGUGGAGAUGGGGCUUCGUGCAUCACCCAUGGGGGAGAUGGGGCUUCAGCAUCAUCCUGGACCACCCGUGGUGGAGAUGGAUCUUCAUGCAUCAGCCAUGGUGGAGAUGGGGCUUCAGCAUCAUCCUGGACCACCCGUGGUGGAGAUGGCUCUUCCUGCACCAGCCACCCUGGCGAUGGAGCAUCCUUGUGUCCCACCCGUGGUGCUGAUGGAGCGUUAUGGUCCACCCGUGGUGCUGAUGGGUCUUCAUCCUCCUCAUGGCCCACCCGUAGUGGCGAGAGCUCCUCGUAUCCCACCCGCGGUGGCGAUGGCACAUCCUCAUGGUCUGCCCGUGGUGGGGAUGGAUCCUCAUCAUCCUCGUGGGCCAAGGAGGGGGGUGAGGAGGUCCUCAAGAUCUGCGUGGAGGAGGAGGAGGAGGAAGAAGAAGAAGAGGAUGAAGACGGCGCCCACCGCGCCGCUGACGCCCUCCAGAUCGUGCUGGAGGAGGAGGAGGACGACGACGACGGAGCACCCAGAGACACCCACGACCCCCCUAAGAUCUUCUACAUCAAGCAAGAAGUGGGUGACACCACCACCACCACCGACGGCCUCGCGCCCGCAUCCGAGCUGAGCUACAUCCUCCCACCCGGCGCCGGUGCCGGCGCCGCGCUGGUGACCACCACAGGAGCCAUCUUCAACCAAGCCUCUUGGAAGCCUGUGGACCUUCACGGCAACGAGAUCCUGGGCCGGGCUCCGGCUCUCCAUGCGCCGGUGAAGCUGGGAGCGGCUCCGGAUGGGAAGCGUUUCGGAUGCUUGUGCGGGAAGCGUUUUGCCGUCAAGCCCAAGCGGGACCGGCACAUCAUGUUGACCUUCAGCUUGAGGCCUUUCUCCUGCGGCGCUUGCCACAAGCGCUUCAAGCUGAAGCAUCACUUGACGGAGCACAUGAAGACCCACGAUGGACCCGGGCGGGCGUGCGAGCGCUGCGGGACCCGCUUCCGCCUGCGCAGCGGGCUCGACAAGCACCGGCCCCUGUGCCAGGGCCCGCGCUGGGCACCGGGGUGCUGGGCUUGUGAGUGAUGGGGACCGGGCGGCUCUGGGGGUGGGGAAGGCUCUGGGACCAGUUUAAGGCACUGGGACCUGUUUAAGGAUCUGGUCCCAGUACAAGGCUCUGGUCCCAGUUUAAGGCUCUGGGACUGGUUCAGGCUCUGGGACCAGUUCAGGGAUCUGGGACCAGUUUCAGGCUCUGGGACCAGGUCAUGGUCUGGGUCCCAGUUUAAGGCUCUGGUCCCAGUUUAAGGCUCUGGUCCCAGUUCAGGCUCUAGUCCCAGUUUAAGGCUCUGGGACCAGUUUAAGGCUCUGGGACAGGUUCAGCUCUGGGACCAGUUCAGGCUCUGGUCCCAGUUUAAGGCUCUGGUCCCAGCUUAAGGGUCUGGUCCCAGUUUAAGGCUCUGGUCCCAGUUUAAGGCUCUGGUUCCAGUUCAAGGCUCUGGUCCCAGUUCAAGGCUCUGGUCCCAGUACAAGGCUCUGGUCCCAGUUCAGGCUCUGGUCCCAGUUCAAGGCUCUGGUCUCAGUUUAGGCUCUAGUCCCAGUUUAAGGCUCUGGUCCCAGCUUAAGGCUCUGGGACUGGGUCAGGUUCUGGGACCGGUUUAAGGCUUUGGUCCCAAUUUAAGUCUCUGCUCCCAGUUCAGGCUCUAGUCCCAGUUUAAGGCUCUGGUCCAAGUUUAAGGCUCUGGUCCCAGUUUAAGGCUCUGGGACCAGGUCAGGCUCUGGUCCCAGUUCAAGGCUCUGGUCCCAGUUUAAGGCUCUGCAACCAGGUCAGGCUCUGGUCCCAGUACAAGGCUCUGGUCCCAGUUCAGGCUCUAGCCCCAGUUUAAGGCUCUGGUCCCAGUUCAAGACUCUAGUCCCAGUUUAAGGCUCUGGGACCAGGUCAGGCUCUGGUCCCAGUUCAGGCUCUAGUCCCAGUUUAAGGCUCUGGUCCCAGUUCAAGGCUCUGGUCCCAGUUUAAGGCUCUGGUCCCAGUUUAAGGCUUUGGUCUCAGUUCAAGGCUCUGGUCCCAGUUUAAGGCUCUGGUCCCAGUUUAAGGCUCUGGUCCCAGUUCAGGCUCUAGUCCCAGUUUAAGGCUCUGGUCCCAGUUUAAGGCUUUGGUCUCAGUUCAAGGCUCUGGUCCCAGUUUAAGGCUCUGGUCCCAGUUUAAGGCUCUGGUCCCAGUUCAGGCUCUGGUCCCAGUUCAAGGCUUUGGUCUCAGUUCAAGGCUCUGGUCCCAGUUUAAGGCUCUGGUCCCAGUUUAAGGCUCUGGUCCCAGUUCAGGCUCUGGUCCCAGUUCAAGGCUUUGGUCUCAGUUCAAGGCUCUGGUCCCAGUUCAAGGCUCUGGUUCCAGUUCAAGGCUCUGGUCCCAGUUCAAGGCUCUGGUCCAAGUUUCAGGCUCUGGUCCCAGUUUAGGCUCUGGUUCUAGUUCAGGCUCUGGUCCCAGUUUAGGGCUCUGGUCCCAGUUUAAGGCUCUGGGACCAGUUCAGGCUCUGGUCCCAGUUCAAGGCUCUGGUCCCAGUUCAAGGCUCUGGUCCCAGUUUAAGGCUCUGGUCCCAGUUCAAGGCUCUGGUCCCAGUUCAGGCUCUAGUCCCAGUUUAAGGCUCUGGGACUGGUUCAGCUCUGGGACCGGUUCAGGCUCUGGUCCCAGUUCAAGGCUCUGGUCCCAGUUCAAGGCUCUGGUCCCAGUUUAGGGCUCUGGUCCCUUUAAGGUUCUGGCCUUAUCCCACCUCCGCUUCCCCACCUCCCAAUCAGCGCACGCAGAGCGGGCCGCAACAGCCAAUAGGGGCGCGUGGGGCGGGACAAGCGUCGCUGUGGCAACAGGAGCGGGUGCGCCGGGUCCUUGUGCCCGCCCGCUGCCCCGGCGUGUCCACGCCGUCCCUGCCCUCCCCAAGGGGGGACCCCCGUGUCCCCAAGUGCCACCCCAACAGGACACGGUGCCACCGGCGAUGUCACCCCACGAGCUUUAAUGGGCUGAAACGGUGCAAAAAAAGGGGCAAAGCUGUAAAAAGAAAGAAAAUAAAAGAGUUUGGGUACCAGGA